ACUUGGCUCAAGGCAGAGAACAAAGUGCAGCCUUAUCCCCUACAUAAGGGACCAGGCCCCAGUCUGUCCCUACAGUGUCUGUCCUGAUCCCAGUAGUCAGGAGCAGGUGUUCCCAAACAGACUGGGAAGCAGUGGGGCAGCCAUGGCACUGUUGAUUGGAGAUGGCCUGUGGUCUGUGGUCAUAUUCACGGCCGUCUUCCUGCUUCUGGUGGACCUGAUGUACCGACGAAAGUUCUGGACGGCCCGCUACCCUCCAGGCCCUAUGCCGCUACCUGGGCUGGGUAACCUGCUGCAGGUGGACUUCGAGAACAUGCCAUACAGUUUGUACAAGCUUCGACAACGCUAUGGUGACGUGUUCAGCCUGCAGAUGGCCUGGAAGCCCGUGGUUGUGAUCAAUGGACAGAUGUGGGCAGGCACUUAUGAGCAAUACCAUGACUUCCUUGCAUCUCUGCUUCUAGGACAUCCCUUUAAUCCCAUCAAUCUCCUGAAUAAAGGUGUAUGCAAUGUGAUUUCAUCCCUCAUCUAUGCCCAUCGCUUUGAGUAUGAAGACCCUUUCUUAAACAAGCUGCUCAAAAUAUUACAGGAAAGUUUUGGAGAGGACUCUGGCUUCAUUGCUGAGGUGCUGAAUGCUGUCCCGGUCCUUCUUCGCAUCCCUGGGCUGCCUGGCAAAGCCUUCCCCAAUACAACAGCAUUGGUAAACUCACUGGAUAAGAUGUUGAUUGAUCACAAGACAUCCUGGGACCCCGCUCAGCCUCCUCGAGAUCUGACAGAUGCUUUCCUGGCUGAGAUGGAGAAGGCCAAGGGGAAUCCCGAGAGCACCUUCAAUGAUGCGAACCUACGCAUGGUGGUGUUUGACCUGUUCACUGCAGGGAUGGUGACCACCUCAACCACACUGUACUGGGCUCUGCUGCUCAUGAUCCUGCAUCCCCAUGUGCAGAGCCGCGUCCAACAGGAGAUUGAUGAAGUCAUAGGGCAGCGGCGGCAUCCAGAGAUGGCAGACCAGGCCCGCAUGCCCUACACCAAUGCUGUCAUUCAUGAGGUCCAGCGAUUUGCAGACAUUACCCCAGUGAAUUUACCACACAUGACAUCCCGUGACAUUGAAGUACAGGGCUUCCUCAUCCCCAAGGGAACGACCCUCAUCCCCAACCUGUCCUCAGUGCUGAAGGAUGAGACUGUCUGGGAGAAGCCCCUCCAGUUCCAUCCUGAACACUUCCUGGAUGCCCAGGACUGA
Messenger RNA from Peromyscus maniculatus bairdii (prairie deer mouse), 1231 nucleotides. NCBI's taxonomy places the organism in Eukaryota, Metazoa, Chordata, Mammalia, Rodentia, Cricetidae. The record is from RefSeq and is a predicted model, not a curated record.